Molecule: messenger RNA, 2682 nt
Organism: Oncorhynchus tshawytscha (Chinook salmon)
Lineage: Eukaryota; Metazoa; Chordata; Actinopteri; Salmoniformes; Salmonidae
Product: kidney mitochondrial carrier protein 1
Exons: 9
Coding region: 177-1040 (287 amino acids)
Biological process (GO): mitochondrial transport; transmembrane transport
Cellular component (GO): mitochondrial membrane
Source: RefSeq, a predicted model, not a curated record
UGUGCUACACUACUGAAAAGAGAGAGGGAACUGAAUAAGUGUGCGACAGUAACCUUUUUACCGGUGUAUUCGUUAGUCUCUCCGGUUGUCACUAAUAGUGUGCUUACCACAGAUAUUGCAACCACAACACACCGGUAUACUUUCUGUCUACCGGAAUAACUACAGUGUGUAUCCAAAUGUCCAACUUCAACUGGAAACCUUUCGUUUUCGGUGGUCUGGCAUCCGUCACUGCAGAAUGCGGUACAUUUCCUAUAGAUUUGACCAAGACGCGGCUGCAAGUUCAAGGCCAAGUGGGCGACAGCAAGUACAGAGAGAUUCGAUACCGGGGAAUGUUGCACGCCAUCGGCAGAAUAUGCAGAGAGGAGGGAAUAAGUGCACUUUAUUCAGGUCUCGCCCCUGCAAUGUUGCGCCAGGCAUCCUAUGGGACCAUAAAGAUUGGCACAUACCAGAGCUUCAAAAGACUACUGGUGGACAGGCCAGAAGAUGAGACGUUGUUGACCAACGUCCUGUGUGGUGUUCUGUCUGGAGUCAUCUCCUCGUCCAUCGCCAACCCAACGGACGUACUGAAGAUCCGUAUGCAGGCUCAGGGCAGUGUGAUCCAGGGAAGCAUGAUGGGAAACUUCAUCAACAUCUACCAACAGGAAGGAACCAGGGGGCUGUGGAAGGGUGUGUCUCUGACAGCGCAGAGAGCAGCCAUCGUAGUGGGGGUGGAGCUUCCUGCCUAUGACCUCGCAAAGAAACACCUGAUUAUGGAUUGUCACAUGGGUGACAACAUUUACACACACUUCUUGUCCAGUUUUGCGUGUGGUCUGGCGGGGGCUCUGGCCUCUAACCCCAUAGACGUGGUCCGCACACGGAUGAUGAACCAGACAUACGGAGCUGUCACCUACCAGGGAACACUGGACUGCUUACUUCAGACGUCGCGGUCUGAGGGCUUCAUGGCACUCUACAAAGGAUUUUUCCCCAACUGGCUCCGUCUCGGCCCAUGGAACAUCAUCUUCUUUGUUACCUACGAACAGCUGAAGAAGAUGGAGGUCUGAUGGAGAGAAUGAAAUGUAGCGCUGUGGAGAAGAGGAAAGAACUCGGCCAGAGAGGGGAAAGAAUGGACCAAAAGAGGGGUGGACGUAUCCUGUCUAGCCUCCCACUUCUUGUCUGGGUGGUGUUGACCACGCCCCCUCAGACACAUUUCUCCUUUCUGAUUGGCUGCUUACGUAAUGGAGCUCUGGUUGGUUGGGAAAGAGGAAGUGAAAGUUGCGGUCAAUUGCACCAUCAGAAAGCAAGGUGACGCGAAGACCAUAAUUUUGAACCUGGCCCUAAAUUAUGUAUUUAUUAUUACGUUUUGAAUCUGUCGAGCCUCAACCGCUGGUAUCAUAUAAACACACAAGACAUGGACAAAUGUGGGUUGUGAGUUGGGGGUUUGUUACUACGAUGAUAUAUUUCUAUUUAUCCGGACCUUUGCAACCGAGGAAAUUUAUAUGACCGGACCUUCUAAAAUAGUACUUGAGUACCCCUGAUGUACAGGAUCUCAAAUAAUGUAAAAAGCAGUCACUACUUACCUCAGAUUGUAUGGAUUUCAGAUGCCUUGGUGUGCGUUCUCUGGUUGCAAGAGGGACUGCCAAAAGAAGCUGUGGAAAAGACUGCUAACUUUGCCAUUUACUCAAGGACUGGCCACUUUCUGAAACCCUAGAUGUCUGUGCAGCCACUGGAAAGCUUCUAUUUGUUAUGAUGGUUGGCUGUGGGUUUGGAUUUUGUAUGUCAGAGUAUUUUCUAAUUAUAGAACUGGGUUGGUAGGACUUUUAAUGGGGCUAGUUGUAUAACCAGAUUAAGAUCAGAGGUCAGGUGACCACUAACUCUCUCCCACACACCCUUAAUCACACACACACACACACACACACAAUGGCACAUAGGUUAUUAAUGCCAGGGUGAAUUGGCUCAGUGUAUUGACUCACUCAGUCAUGUGGGCACCCUUAGAACAAACUUUCUUCAUUUCAGGAUGACCUGGCACAGUGUAUGAAUGACCUACACACAGUUAAUGGGGACGGUGUGUACGGACUAUUCUGGGUUCAUAUUAUUAAUACACUCUGGACAGCCUGAUUGGCACGCCGCCCCUUACGUCAUUUCAGGACCCCUAUCUCUGACACACACGCGGAGCCCCAGUUCUUACUCUGCCACAGCAGCAGAGACUCCAUAUUAUAUCCCCGUUCAGGUCGAGGUGUCCAAUCCAACCUAUUUAACCUUUCAUUUACAGGAUAUCUCUUAAACUUCCAGAGAGACCUGCCUGUAGUCUGACCUGGCCUAUGCAGUAACAGGGAAGUGAAUGUCAAGAGAGAUGGCUGUUGUAUAUUUAGCCAUUGCACCUGACUACCAAUGCCAUUCUGUGUGCUGGUGUUGUUGAUUUGCCAUUUUAUGAUCCCAAGACACAGAACAAAUGUACAUGUCAACUAACUGUUAAUCCUCUAUUACACUUUGUUCUUCACCAUUAUCAGUUAGAUCGUUUGAAGGUGAGCUUGCUAGUUUUUUCUUUUUUCUUGAGUUAAGGUUGAACCUCGGACUGUGUUCAUGUGACAAUAUGGUUAUUGUAUAUGGUUUGUUUAUAGCCCCCAAAGCCUUAAUUCCAAUGUGUCACUGUCAUAGCCCCUUAAACACUUAUGUUAUCCGUAUUUAAAGCAAGGCACACAUAAA